AUGGAGCAGAUAAAGUACGGGAAUCAACCGACCGUACCGGUAAAAGAUGCUGGCCGGUCCCUUGGAAAGCAGCGGCUCACCAGAACGAUGAAAACGAUCAAGAAGGGCAAGGCGAAGGUGACGCCGAACGGUAAGCCGAAAGCAUCGUUCAACACGCUGCGCCUGUUUCGGCGCAGUUUCAUCUUUCAAACGAAGGAGUUCUUCGACAACUCAACCCUGCACGGUGUGCGGUACAUUGCCGAGGAGGGCCGCCCAUUUUUCGAGCGGUUCAUGUGGUUUUGCUUCGUUGCGUUCGGGUUCAUCGCGGCGGUAGUGAUCAUCUUCAGUCUGUGGGAAAAGUUUCAAACCAAUCCGACGAUUACCGGGCUGGAUACGGACUUUCACAACCAGCAGGUGAUCUUUCCGACCGUGCUGGUGUGUCCGACGGCACCGUACGAUGAGGAGGCGGUACGGACGGAAGCGUACCAGAAUCUUGGCAGGUACGACCAGGGCAGCGAGGUGUACGAACCGUUCCUGAAGCUGCUAACCCAGCUGUCGUACGAUAAUAUACGGGAGGUGGCGGCCAUGCUGAGCGAUAUGCCCAGCACACCGGCAGUGCAUACGUCUAACCUGAGGGAGAUAGUGUUCCGGGUGGCGGUGCGGUGUAACGAUACGUUCGCGGCCUGCCGCUACAAGGACGAGGACAUUGAGUGCUGCGAGAUGUUCAAGCCAAUGUACACGGAGCACGGGUUCUGUUAUGCGUUCAACGCACGCUACACCAAUAACAAGCAGGUGGAAAUUCUCAACACCGAGGUGUACGUGCUGUUCGAGACGGACAAGAAGUGGGCCCUAACGUUCGAGCCGCUGCGCGAGAGCAACAUUUUCGUCCACUCGUACAACGAAAUUUCCGGCUGGGACUUUCAGCCCCAGGUCAUGUGGGACAUCGAUUCGAAGGUAGAGUUUCUGAUCUCGAUGAAGCAAACGUACACGACCGAGGACGCCCAGCAGCUGUCGAUCGGGCAGCGAAAAUGUAUCUUUCCGGAGGAGGAAAAGCUCCAAUAUUACCAGGACGCGUACACCUUUUCCGGCUGCAUGAAGGAGUGCCGGAUUGCGAAAAGUUUGAAGUACUGCAAGUGCGUACCACCGUUCUACGCACCGGUACGCUCGAUACCGAUGUGUACGUCACUCAACUUCCAGUGUUUGAGCGAGUACACGGAAAACAUUACCAGCAUCUACAGCUGUCAGGAUUGUGAGCUUGGCUGUCUCAACACGGUGUACGACAUUGAGAAGUACUCGAAGAUUAUGAAGACGGAAGAAGAGCAACAGGAGGCUCAGGUCACGAUCGAGUACCUUACCUGGCCGAUCAUCCGCUACAAGCGCGAGGUACUGUUCGGGUGGGUCGAUCUGCUCGUAUCGUUCGGUGGCAUAGCGGGACUGUUCCUAGGCUUCAGUCUACUGUCCGGUGUGGAGUUUCUCUACUUCUUCACGAUGCGUGCCUUCUGCAUGCUGUACAAGAAUCGCGACGAGCUGGAAGCGAUCGAGAAGGAGCAGAUAAUCAAAUCGAUGAGCCGCCACGAGCUAGGCCUUAAGCCGAUCGUUGCACCAGCAACACCGACCGUGCCGGUGUACGAUACGCUGCAGGUGCCACCGUCGGCCGAUAAGCAGCAGGUGUUUGUGAAGCUCAUUACCAACGAUUACAAGACAGCCGAACAGUACUUCACCGCGGACGCAUCCUACCCGGGCCUGAACCGGAACAGGCUUAACCAGCUGCACGGACAAAGCCACCAGAAGCACAAUCUGUUUCAGCUCGGACAUGGCAACUACGGAACCCACAAUGGCAAGUAUGCGGAGCGUAAAUCGCUACCGAAUGGUGACGGUGGCAACUACAUCUACGAUGGAUACUUACCAUAA
This is a messenger RNA of Anopheles maculipalpis, 1890 nucleotides long. RefSeq names its product sodium channel protein Nach (gene ppk23). Gene Ontology annotation, biological process: sodium ion transmembrane transport. Lineage: Eukaryota; Metazoa; Arthropoda; Insecta; Diptera; Culicidae. Gene Ontology annotation, cellular component: membrane. The transcript is spliced from 3 exons. The record is from RefSeq and is a predicted model, not a curated record. Gene Ontology annotation, molecular function: ligand-gated sodium channel activity. Bases 1 to 1890 code for a protein of 629 amino acids.